AUGUCCCCCCCACUACCCCCACGAAAACGAACGGGCGCUGCGUGUGUCCACUCUGAGACAUGCGCAGUUCAAGAGACGGCAGCAAAGCUUCUGUCAUUUUGUAUUCCCCAGUAUGCUGCAAUACUUCUCAUCCUGAUCCUCGUGGAGUUGGCCGUUGUUAUUGGCAUCUUUGCCUUCACAGAUCAGGUGUCAAGUUUCGUCAAGAAAUCCAUGUUGAGUUCGUUAGAGGAAGACUACAAGGGAAUCAACGGGACGGACGCAGUGACUGUAGGGUGGAACUUCCUCAUGAUUGUGUUCAAAUGCUGUGGCGUGGAGAACUCGGAAGACUUCAGCUCUGCCUCCAAGUGGCCCAGGAAAUACACGCAGCCCGGACCACCAAUCAAUGGGUCAGUGACGUUGACAAGCCCACCAAUCACAGUCACUCUAGAGACUCCCAUCGCCUGCUGUAAAACCAAAGGGGAAUUCCCUGACGUCACUCUAUUGGAGCCUAAUGAUAUCACGUGCGCUCUCUCGCCUAAUGAAAGGAAUUCAAAUAUGGAUAAGGUAAUGUGUGCAUCGAAAUAGCACGAUUCGGGUACUGUAUUCCAGAUUGUUCGACGCUUUCCUCCUCUACCCCACCCCACCCAACCCGCUCCUCAACACUCA
Aplysia californica (California sea hare) is the source of this 645-nucleotide messenger RNA. Its product is annotated as tetraspanin-18. Gene Ontology annotation, cellular component: membrane. The record is from RefSeq and is a predicted model, not a curated record. Lineage: Eukaryota; Metazoa; Mollusca; Gastropoda; Aplysiida; Aplysiidae. The transcript is spliced from 4 exons. Bases 1 to 564 code for a protein of 187 amino acids.